AUGACGCACCCAAGCCCUGAACAACUGUCGUGGAUGCAAGCACACGCGGACGACGAUAGGAGGACAUGGCUCGUGGGCGCGAAUGUUGCUUGCUUAGUAGUUGCGUAUGUGUCCGUCGGGUUGAGGUUCAUGAGUAGGUUGAAGAUUGGGACGCAUUUGGGGCUGGAUGACUGGUUGAUUUGUGGGGCUGCGGUCUGCGUAACCGGGCACGUAUCAUGUCUGCUCGUCGCUGCCAAACACGGUUUCGGGCGUCAUAUCAUAUUCAUGGAUAACCCGAAAACGUUCGUCUUGGUCACACUCACGGCGCAAACCUUCUACAACCUUACCAUCCCCUUCAUCAAGCUGUCCAUCCUCUGUCUCUACAAGCGCAUCUUCCACCGCACGACGGGCUGGUUCACGCCAACGCUGUGGCUAUCGGCGCUGUUUGUGUUCCUCUUUACGAUUCCGCAGAUUUUUGUAUAUAUUUUUCAAUGCGUGCCGAUUGAAAGCUUGUGGACGGAACUUGGGCCGGGGUCGAAGGUUGUUUGUAUAAAUUUCAAGGCUGCGAUCAUUGUAUUCGGAGUCAUUAAUAUUGUAACCGACUGGUGGAUCCUCGCCCUCCCCAUCCCUGUUGUUCAGGGCUUGCAUCUCGACAAGCGCACUCGCUUCUCCAUCUGCUCGCUCUUCCUGAUCGGCGGCUUCGUCUGCAUCAUCAGCAUCGUGCGCCUCAUCUACGCCAAAAACGUAGAAACCGUCGAUCCGACGUGGGACUACGUCCCCAUCUCCACCAUCAGCACCAUCGAAGCCAGCGCCGGCAUCCUCGCCGCCUGCAUGCCCACCUGGCGCCCGCUGUUCCGCUUCCUCGGCCGCGGCAUAACGUCAUACUUCUCGUCCUCGUCCGCCAAGUCCGAGCGCGGGAACUCGCUGCAUUACGGCAACAACAUCGACAUCGGCCGCGGGCGCGCCUGGUCGCGUAGCCGCAGCAAGAGCCGCAGCAGAAAAGGGCGGUCCGCCGCCGAAGCCGCUCGCGGCAUGAAGUGGGAGUGCAAGGGCGGCAGUGGCAGGAGCGAGACGAGUAUGAGCGGUGAGAGCGCGGAGAAGAUUCUGAAGCAUAAGGGGGUGGUGCAGACGCCGGAUAUCGAACUCGAACUCGGGGUUACAUCUGAGCAGUCUAGAGUGGGGGGGACGGCGCUCCCGCUGGACGCGCAUGUACGAUCUAAGUCUCCACUCGACUUUCGCACAGCCGUCGAAGCGACAGCCGGCGCGGAUCGAUGGGAGGGCUUGAUGCAGCAGCAGCGCUUGAAGAACGAAAGGGGGAGGGCGAGGGCGACGAGUCCGGCGACGCCGCCGCCGAGAAGUUUUGGCGAUGUGGCCUUUGGCGGGCGGCGCAUGGCGAGUGGGGAGCUGGAGGGCAGGAGGAGUGCAGAGGGCACAAGGGGCAGGAGUACGAGUGGGACGGGCUGGGGGCCGGGGAUGGAGGGCAUUAUGGUUACUAAGACGGUUACUAGGGAGGUUGUGUAA
Molecule: messenger RNA, 1500 nt
Organism: Trematosphaeria pertusa
Lineage: Eukaryota; Fungi; Ascomycota; Dothideomycetes; Pleosporales; Trematosphaeriaceae
Exons: 5
Coding region: 1-1500 (499 amino acids)
Source: RefSeq, a predicted model, not a curated record